AUGAACCGGAAGAAUCAAUUUUUAGAAAUGAUGUCAGAUAAUGUUCGUGGAAUUAAUCAAAAACUGAAAAUUAAUCUAGAAAAUAAUUCUAAUGAUCAAAUUGAUAGUAAUAUCACAAAUCAUUUAAUAACACAUUUAAAUAGUAAUAAUUCUAGUAAUCAAAUAAUUCGUAAUAGGAACAAAUGGUGGCUAGGAAGAAAAAGAAUAGAAGAUAUUUCCAAUUUAGCAAACCAAUCUGGAUUAAAAGAUAUUGGUUGUGCCAAUAUUUCACAAAAUAAUCCUUUAGAAGUAGAUGAAUUCUUAAUUAUUUUUUCCAAUCAAAAAUUAUGCUUAAGAAAAAUAUUAGCAAUGUAUAAAAGUAUCAGUGAAAAACAUUCAUUUAUUUCACGUAGUGUAGAUAAUAUUGACUUAUUAUCAUAUAUUUCAGUUACAUUAUUUAUCGAUAUUUAUGGUAGGUCAUUUUUUACAAAUGAUUGUCUUGCUAGUGGAAAAUUAUUCACACACAUAACCCUUAAAGAAGUAGUUUAUCAUCUUAAAAAGAGUUCUAUUACAUUUCAUAAUAAUUCUAUGCUUACAUUAGAUAGCAAUUCAUUACAAAUUUAUAACUUUUUAAAUAAUUCCAAUACUCAAGCACAAUUUACUUCUAUUUUUCAUAAUCAAAAUCACACUAGUUUAGAUAAUGAAUAA
Funneliformis mosseae is the source of this 687-nucleotide messenger RNA. The record is from the annotation of a GenBank genome assembly. Lineage: Eukaryota; Fungi; Glomeromycota; Glomeromycetes; Glomerales; Glomeraceae.